AUGCAUUCCCAAGUGGCCACUGCCGUCAGUGAAGAGGGGGCUUCCUCCUUUGAGAUACCACGACCUACAAUUGCAACAUGGAGACUGGUAGUCAUUCUUCUUUGCAUUGCCAUAGGGCUUUUCUUGUCUCUGAUGGAUACGACCAUUGUUUCGACCAUGCUGUAUACAAUCUCUGACGAGUUCGAUGGGUUCAAAACCUGCUCCUGGGUUGUCCUCGCCUAUACCCUCUCCUAUGUCGGUAAAUAUCUCAAGCCUUCCGCGGUAAGAUAUGGCCCUUGUGCCUUCGUUCCGCUUGUCGCCCUGCUUAUCGUGUGGCCCAACGAUUUCCACUACGCCAGAAAUGUCCGGUUCAGGCACCUGGACUAUCUCGGUGCUCUCCUGGUUCUUCUUGGAUCGGUCCUGUUUGUCUUCAUUCUGAAUGAGGCUGCCAUCCGAGACUAUGCGUGGAAGAGCGUCCCGGUCAUUCUGAUCUUCAUUAUCUCUGGGCUUUCCUGGAUGGCGCUCGUAUAUUGGCAGUGGUUGAUCUCCUCGAAGCCCAAACUGGCGCAUAUUCGACCUCAACUACCGUUUCGGCUCCUAGCCAGUCGAGUCAUGGUUGCGGGAUUCGUGAGCACAAUCUUGACAGGAUUUGUGAUGCUCAUGGUCAUUGUUAAUAUCCCUCUGCGGGCUCAGAUUGUGAAUUUGAAAGAUGCAGUGGCAUCUGGGAUACUGCUGCUGCCGCUGAUGGGAGGCACAGCCGUGGGCUCGGCGAUGGGCGGUGCCGCAUCCGCGAAGCGAAACAAUGCCUUUUGGACGCUGAAUCUGGCCAGCGUUUUUAUGAUAAUUGGAAGCGCAUCGCUCUCGACUCUGACAGAUUCGGUGGACCUAGUACCAAGGCAAUGGGGGCUUGAAGCGAUCCUUGGCUUCGGAAUCGGCUUGAGUCUGUCCACAAUGACAUUUCUGACAACCAUGCAAGUGGAGUUUCAGGAUCAUGCCGUCGCCCAAGGAAUCGUCGCCCAACUUCGCAUUUUCGGUGGCAGCAUCGGCAUCGCGUCGGGAUUCAUCGUCUUCAACACAAACGUUCAACAAGCCCUCGCCGGCGUACUUACCGCGGAACAACUUGACGAGUUCUAUAAGACCCCCGCAGCUAUCUACAAGCUUCCCGUCGCGCAGCAGCUUGCGGUUCGACAGGUCUAUGUGAGCACGUUCAACACCGAGAUGCGGAUCUGUACUGGUGUGGCUGCGGCCUGUCUGGUCGCUACACUUUGCACGUACCAGCGAAAGCCGCAGUCAAUAAAGCAGCGUCUUGCGGACUUGGAAGAAGUUUAUGCAAGGACCGAGGCGGCUAGAACUGGGGGAAGGGAGCUUGAUGCCGCAUAA
Messenger RNA from Aspergillus aculeatinus CBS 121060, 1359 nucleotides. RefSeq lists its product as uncharacterized. Gene Ontology annotation, biological process: transmembrane transport. The record is from RefSeq and is a predicted model, not a curated record. Gene Ontology annotation, molecular function: transmembrane transporter activity. The transcript has 5 exons. The coding region runs from base 1 to 1359 and encodes 452 amino acids. NCBI's taxonomy places the organism in Eukaryota, Fungi, Ascomycota, Eurotiomycetes, Eurotiales, Aspergillaceae.